CCUCAUUUUGUUGUUGUUUGGUUUUGUUCUGAUUUUUCCUCAAAAAGAGUCAAGACAGCCCGAAUUUAAGUCUCUGUUUGGAAGAAUUCCAGGACCUCAAAAGCAAAUAUUAGAAACCAUGUAAAAGCCUGUCAGAUUAUUUGCCCUUAGAAAGGUUUAGGGAAUAGGAAGUCAUAAGAGCUUUUAAAUCCAUUUUCUUUGGUCAGAAGACUAGAAGUACAAGGGUCAAGAGAGGUUGCCCUACCUGACAUUCUUGCACUUGCUGUAAAUAAUAGUGACCUACCUGUAAAUGAUUUCCCCCAUAAUCCAGACAUCUAUACACUAAGUUCAGUCAUUGCUUUCUUUAGAUGGGUUCCCUAAGAGUUAAGUGUGAUCUGUGAAUGGUAGUUGAGAUAAAAACUAGAAAUAAGGAAAAGAAACUGUCUUUAAAAGAAGUGUCUCGAGUUUCCGUUUACAAGCCUGAAGGGUUGUUGUACAUAUUAAAACUGCUGCAUAGCUCCAUCCCUGGUCAAAGAAAUCCCUCCUCCUAACACCCCCACCCCACCCCCGUGGACACUGAAGAUGUCAGAUCUCUGGGAAACAGCAGUUAGAAAAAGGAUGCUUUUCAUAGCUUGUACUAGAAAACGCUGGCACCCCCAUCCCUGCUUAAAAUAGCACUAAACUGAGUCACAAUGCAGGAAGCUAUACCUUCUGUGUCUCUUCAAUAGAAUCUAGCUCGUUUCUAGUGAAAUGCUAAAUAAUACUGCAUAGCUUUGCCCAUGUAUGUGACAUGUCAAUUCUAUCCCCCGUUUGCCCUAGAUAAUUUUACGCUUUAUCCAUCAGCAUGCCACACAAGAUAGAAAAAUGCAGUUAACAAGAUGACAGUGUUAGCUAGGUAUUUGGCAUCGAUAUUAGUGAAAGUCUGUCAUUUGACAAUUAUUUCCCUAGCAUACCAGACGGUAAAGAAAAUGUUUUCAUUCAUCCGCAAAUGACUAACAUUUUAUUGAUGUUUCAAAAUGCGGUUGAAACUAUUGCACUCUCAAUUUCCGAGUCGGUUUUGAGAGUCAGGGCAGAAUACUAAUAUCAGUAACUCCUGCCUCAAAUGUCUCCGUUAACUGCCCAGACUUGGAGUGUCAGUUCAGCAGGGAGGUGUUGCUAGUUAAGGAUUCUUCGAUAAGCCAGUCUGGGUGGUCACAGGUGAUGGGAACCCUUCCCUUUCCCCAUAUAUCCCCGUGCAUGGCGAUAAAAAUCACUCUGAACACUGCUACCACCAAGCAAAACGACUCCCUGCCUGCCUCCUAAAGAGCUUAGUCUGGGGAGGCAGCCGGAUGCUGACCCCUGCAGAGAGUAUUGCUUCGGUGCGCUUUGCCAAAGGACCCUGCUAGCAUUAUGGAAAACGAGUUAGGUACUUGUGAGGUUUUGCUUUAUUUCCUCCAAAGGAAGAAGAACUGGGAUCUGGCAAAGAAAAUCCUCUUCAAAGACUGCUAAAGGGGGAUGGGGUGAAGGAAGGGAGAAAGUUGGGGGUGAGGGGGAGGGAGCUUAUUUUUUAAUUACUUAUUUCCCACUUUCACUUCCCCGCUCUGCUUCCCCAACUCCUCGCUGAACAAGAUUGAUUGGUGUAGCUGCUAACGACUCAGCCUCGGUUCUCGCAUUGAUUUGCAAAUGGCCCGGAAAAGCUUAGGGAUCUUGAAUCUGGAAAUGAGUUCAAGAAGGAAAGAAGAAAAAAAAAGAGUAGGGGAUGGCCCUAUGCCUAGUAUCUCCUUCUGCCUAGGGCCAGGGCAGGGCUGAAAACAGCCCGGCGAGCUGCGGCGGGGCUGCUGCAUGGGGAAGCUGAGGUUACCGCUCCGCACCGCGGAGGAGCAAGCCUGUUCAACCCGGUUUGGAGAUUGUUAAGAAAUACAACCCUGCGACUCGUUAAACCGCUUAACUCUACCCUGCCUUGACUCAGAUGCGCCGAUCUGAUAGGCUCAAAUGGGUUAAACUGCCUCUUACAUAACGGGACUGCCUGGCUCUACACAAUUAAAACACUUGAUUGCAGUCUUUUCCCGACUCUGCAUCCCAGCACGACCCGCCCCGUGCCUCCCAGCGCGCCUGCGUGCCGCGCGUGCACAGGCCCCCGCGCGCACGCUGGCCCUCGCGCGUACUACACACUCUCCAUCACACACACACUCCAUGUUGACCAUAAACAAUCCCCUACUCACACACACAACUUAGUGUCAACACGCACAGAUAAAAGAGGGGCGUCCUGCAAUCCAUACUGGCCGACCCCCGCAGUCACGCAAGCUGCUCUACCGUAAGGCCUUGCACCUCCUCGUGUCCCCGCAAAAAAGCAGCGCCCCGCCACCAUUCCCUACCUAUUCCCGAGAAAAGGCAAAGAGAGAACUAGUUGGCUGCUCGUUAACUGCAGCGUAGCUACCCAGGCGAGAUUAAAAACAAAAAAACAACUCACAGUCGCCGGCGUCAUGAUGGCGCCGACCACAACUUGGAGGACUUCAAACUUACGGUGCCUCGAGAGGUAAAACGCACCGGUGAGGGAAGGGAAAGCGCCCCUCAGCUCUCUUCACCCCAGCCCCGACACGCAGACUUUUCUAGCAAAGCAUCCCUCUAGCGCUUACGACAGUAAGGAAAGCCUUCAUUCUACGGUGGCUCUCAUUCCCCCUCGGUUUGCAUAAUUGUGAUACAGUUCCUCCUAAUUAUUUUUUUCGUUGUCUUUCUUUUCUUUUUUUCUUGCUUUCGUUUUUCUUUUUUUCUUUCUUUCUUUUCUUUUUUUUUUUUUUUUUAAUCCACCCCCCCUUCUCCAUCCCCAGUCCCCGGGCGGGGUUGCUAAGGAAACGGCCGCUUGGCAACGCGCGCGAGCCCGGGGGCCGGCGGCCGGCGCAGCGCCCCGCGCUGCUUCUGCUGCUGCUGCUGCUGCUGCUGCGAUUGCAGCCGCCGCCGCCGCUCGCCCUGCCUCCUCCGCUGCCGCCGCGCCUCCUCCCUCACUCUCCGGCGCGCUCGCCUCCUCGCUAGAUGGUGUGCGAGCCGCCCGAGAAUUAGACACACUCCGGACGCGGCCAAAAGCAACCGAGAGGAGGUGUAGUGUGGUGCCAGGGGGAGGGAGGGGAGGGAGGGAGGGAAAGCGAAGAGGAGGAGGGGGAGGCAAAAACACCGAAAAACAAAAAGAGAGAAACAACACCCAACAACCAGGAGUGGGGGGGAAGAAAGAAAGAAAAGAAACCCACCCACCCAUCAAAAAAAAAAAAAAAAAAAAAAAAAAAAAAUCCUGUGGCGCGCCGCCUGGUUCCCGGGAAGACUCGCCAGCACCAGGGGGUGGGGGAGUGCGAGCUGAAAGCUGCUGGAGAGUGAGCAGCCCUAGCAGGGAUGGACAUGAUGAUGUUGGUGCAGGGUGCUUGUUGCUCGAACCAGUGGCUGGCGGCGGUGCUCCUCAGCCUGUGCUGCCUGCUACCCUCCUGCCUCCCGGCUGGACAGAGUGUGGACUUCCCCUGGGCUGCCGUGGACAACAUGAUGGUCAGAAAAGGGGACACGGCGGUGCUUAGGUGCUUUUUGGAAGAUGGAGCUUCAAAGGGUGCCUGGCUGAAUCGGUCAAGUAUUAUUUUUGCGGGAGGUGAUAAGUGGUCAGUGGAUCCUCGAGUUUCAAUUUCAACAUUGAAUAAAAGGGACUACAGCCUCCAGAUACAGAAUGUAGAUGUGACAGAUGAUGGCCCAUACACGUGUUCUGUUCAGACUCAACAUACACCCAGAACAAUGCAGGUGCAUCUAACUGUGCAAGUUCCUCCUAAGAUAUAUGACAUCUCAAAUGAUAUGACCAUCAAUGAAGGAACCAACGUCACUCUUACUUGUUUGGCCACUGGGAAACCAGAGCCUUCCAUUUCUUGGCGACACAUCUCCCCAUCAGUUGCUCCUACUAUUCAGGAAAUUAAAUCUGGCACCGUGACCCCAGGACGCAGUGGCCUGAUAAGAUGCGAAGGUGCAGGUGUGCCGCCUCCAGCCUUUGAAUGGUACAAAGGAGAGAAGAAGCUCUUCAAUGGCCAACAAGGAAUUAUUAUUCAAAAUUUUAGCACAAGGUCCAUUCUCACUGUUACCAAUGUGACACAGGAGCACUUCGGCAAUUAUACUUGUGUGGCUGCCAACAAGCUAGGCACAACAAAUGCGAGCCUGCCUCUCAACCCUCCAAGUACAGCCCAGUAUGGAAUUACCGGGAACGCUGAUGUUCUUUUCUCCUGCUGGUACCUUGUGUUGACACUGUCCUCUUUCACCAGCAUAUUCUACCUGAAGAAUGCCAUUCUACAAUAAAUUUAAAGACCCAUAAAAGGCUUUUAAGGAUUCUCUGAAAGUGCUGAUGGCUGGAUCCAAUCUGGUACAGUUUGUUAAAAGCAGCGUGGGAUAUAAUCAGCAGUGCUUACAUGGGGAUGAUCGCCUUCUGUAGAAUUGCUCAUUAUGUAAAUACUUUAAUUCUACUCUUUUUUGAUUAGCUACAUUACCUUGUGAAGCAGUACACAUUGUCCUUUUUUUAAGAUGUGAAAGCUCUGAAAUUACUUUUAGAGGAUAUUAAUUGUGAUUUCAUGUUUGUAAUCUACAACUUUUCAAAAGCAUUCAGUCAUGGUCUGCUAGGUUGCAGGCUGUAGUUUACAAAAACGAAUAUUGCAGUGAAUAUGUGAUUCUUUAAGGCUGCAAUACAAGCAUUCAGUUCCCUGUUUCAAUAAGAGUCAAUCCACAUUUACAAAGAUGCAUUUUUUCGUUUUUGAUAAAAAAGCAAAUAAUAUUGCCUUCAGAUUAUUUCUUCAAAAUAUAACACAUAUCUAGAUUUUUCUGCUCGCAUGAUAUUCAGGUUUCAGGAAUGAGCCUUGUAAUAUAACUGGCUGUGCAGCUCUGCUUCUCUUUCCUGUAAGUUCAGCAUGGGUGUGCCUUCAUAAAAUAAUAUUUUUCUCUUUGUCUCCAACUAAUAUAAAAUGUUUUGCUAAAUCUUACAAUUUGAAAGCAAAAAUAAACCAGAAUGAUAGUUAAACCAUACACUAUCUCUAAGUAAUGAAGGAAGGAGCUAUUGGACUGUAAAAAUCUCUUCCUGCACUGACAGUGGGGUUUGUGAAUUUUGCCCCACACUAACUCAGUUCUUGUGAUGAGAAACAAUUUAAUAACAGUAUAAUAAAUAUACCAUAUGAUUUCUUUAGUUGUAGCUAAAUGUUAGAUCCACCGUGGGAAACCAUUUCCUUUAAAAAGACAGCACAGUCCACUCAAAGGAUUGCCUAGCAAUACAGCAUCUUUUCCUUCCACUAUUCCAAGCCAAAAAUUUUAAGAUGAUUUGUCAGAAAGGGCACAAAGUCCUAUCACCUAAUACUACAUGAGUUGGUAAGCACUCAUCAUUAAUUUUGUUUUGUGGCAGCUAAGUUAGUUGACAGAGGCAGUGCUCCUGUGGACAGGAGCAUUUUGCAUAUUUUCCAUCUGAAAAUAUCACUCGGUUGAUAGUCUGGAAUGCAUGUUAUAUAUUUUAAAAGUUCCAAAAUAUAUUAUAACAGACAUUCUAUAUUGGUAUGUAGCAGACCAAUCUCUAAAAUAGGUAAUUCUUCAAUAAAAUCUUUCUAUAUAGCCAUUUCAGCUCAAACAAGUAAAACCAAAAAAGACCAUCCCUUAUUUUUUCUUACAUGAUAUAUGUAAGAUGUGAUCAAAUAAAGACAAAACACCAAUGAUGAGAAUAUCUUAAGAUAUACUAAUUAUCAAAAUAUUGUGAAUGUUAAAUUAUUUCUACUAUAAAUAAUGAAAACUACAUUUUGAAGGAAAAUGCUGUUACUCGAAACAUUAAAUUGCAGGAAUAGUUUGAUGGUUUCACUCUUUACUAAAGAAAGACCAUCACCUUGAAAGCCAUUUUACGGGUUUGAUGAAGUUACCAAUUUCAGUACACCUAGAUUUCUACAAAUAGUCCCCUUUUCUAAGUCAUAACAACAAAGAUCCUACAAUAAAAUUAGAGACAAGAAAUUUUGCAGUGGUUAUACAUAUUUGAGAUAUCUAGUAUGUUGCCCUAGCAGGGAUGGCUUAAAAACUGUGAUUUUUUUUUUCUUCAAGUUAAACUUAGUCCCAAAGUACACCAUAAAUCAAUUUUAAUUAGAAAAAUGAAUCUUAAAUGAGGGGACAUAGUAUACUCUUUCCACAAAAUCGUAAUGAUAAGGCAUAAAGCUAGUAAAUCUACUAACUAUAAUAAAUGUAUGACAUUAUUUUGAUUGAUACAUUAAAAAAGAGUUUUUAGAACAAAUAUGGCAUUUAACUUUAUUAUUUAUUUGCUUUUAAAAAAUAUUCUUUGUGGAAUUGGUGAAUAAACUACAAAAUAUUAUUUUGUAUUGCAGCUUUAAAGUGGCACACUCCAUAAUAAUCUACUUACUAGAAAUAGUGGUGCUACCACAGAAAAUGUUAACCAUCACUACCAUUGUUUGGGAGAAAGAAACAGAUCAAGAAUGCGUAUUAUUCAGUGACCGCUUUCCUAGAAUUAAAAUACCUCCUCUUUGUAAGGUUUGUAGGUAAAUUGAGGUAUAAACUAUGGAUGAACCAAAUAAUUAGUUCAAAGUGUUGUCAUGAUUCCGAAUUUGUGGAGUCUGGUGUUUUUACCAUAGAAUGUGACAGAAGUACAGUCAUAGCUCAGUAGCUAUAUGUAUUUGCCUUUAUGUUAGAAGAGACUUUCUUGAGUGACAUUUUUAAAUAGAGGAGGUAUUCACUAUGUUUUUCUGUAUCACAGCAGCAUUCCUAGUCCUUAGGCCCUCGGACAGAGUGAAAUCAUGAGUAUUUAUGAGUUCAAUAUUGUCAAAUAAGGCUACAGUAUUUGCUUUAUUGUGUGAAUGUAUUGCAUAUAAUGUUCAAGUAGAUGAUUUUACAUUUAUGGACAUAUAAAAUGUCUGAUUACUCCAUUUUAUCAGUCCUGACUGUACAAGAUUGUUGCAAUUUCAGAAUAGCAGUUUUAUAAAUUGAUUUAUCUUUUAAUCUAUAACAAGUUUUGUUAGCUGUUCAUUUCAGGAUUAUAUUUUCUACAGGUUCCAUUUGUGGGACUCCUUUUGUUGCCCCUAUUUUUUUAAAGAAGGGAGAAAGAAAAAUAAGUAGCAGUUUAAAAAUGAGAAUGGAGAGAAAAGAAAAAGAAUGAAAAGGAAAGGCAGUAAAGAGGAAAAAAGGAAGGGUGGAAGGCAUGAAGGAAGGAAGGGAAGAAGGCAGGGAGAAAGAAAGGAUGAGAGGGAAGGAAGAAUCAGAGUGUUAGGGUAGUUAACUUACACAUUUGCAUUCUUAGUUUAACUGCAAGUGGUGUAAUUAUGUUUUACAAUGAGCACAUUUGAAACGUAAGUCCUAUUAUACCAUUGAGUUCCUAUUAUGCAGCAAUUAUAUAAUAAAAAGUUUGCCCAAGUUAUAGUAAUGUGAGUGUUUUUGAGACACUAAGAGAUUUGAGAGAGAGAAUUUCAAAUGUAAAGCCGCUUUUGGGGGGUUUAUGACUUAACUGAAAAAUUAAUGCUUCAUCAUAAUGUUUAAGCUAUAUCUAGAAAGUAGACUGGAGAACUGAGAAAAUUACCCAGACAAUUCAGGGCAAAAAAAACCCAAACAUAUAUAUAUAUAUACACACACACAUAUAUAUAUAUAAAUACCCCUAUGUUUGAAGUCAAAAUACUCUGAAAAACUAAAUUAUCAAAGUCAUUCAUCUACAAUGAUCAAAUUUACUGAAUAAUUGUUAAUUUAUCCAUUGUGCUUAGCUUUGUGACACAGCCAAAAGUUACCUAUUUAAUCUUUUCAAUAAAAAUUGUUUUUUGAAAUCCAGAAAUGAUUUAAAAAGAGGUCAGGUUUUUAACUAUUUAUUGAAGUAUGUGGAUGUACAGUAUUUCAAUAGAUAUGAAUAUGAAUAAAUGGUAUGCCUUAAGAUUCUUUGAAUAUGUAUUUACUUUAAAGACUGGAAAAAGCUCUUCCUGUCUUUUAGUAAAACAUCCAUAUUUCAUAACCUGAUGUAAAAUAUGUUGUACUGUUUCCAAUAGGUGAAUAUAAACUCAGUUUAUCAAUUAAAAUAUGUAUUUGACUCA
Macaca mulatta (Rhesus monkey) is the source of this 8015-nucleotide messenger RNA. The record is from RefSeq and is a predicted model, not a curated record. NCBI's taxonomy places the organism in Eukaryota, Metazoa, Chordata, Mammalia, Primates, Cercopithecidae.